This is a messenger RNA of Penicillium olsonii, 1029 nucleotides long. The record is from the annotation of a GenBank genome assembly. Lineage: Eukaryota; Fungi; Ascomycota; Eurotiomycetes; Eurotiales; Aspergillaceae.
AUGGCCUCUACAAUCACCAGUACAGCCAGCACUACCGCUCGUCUGACGGCACCAACUGGAAGGCUUUUCUCUCAGGGAACCGAUGUUCAUUAUGGGGACUUCAGAGAUGAUCUUUUGAUCAACGGCUUUGCGGUGGUCAAAGACGCCGUUCCCCGCGAACGAGCGCUGCAAUACGCCAGCGAUGUCUACCAAUGGUUAGAGGAAUUUAACCUUGGAUUUGAUCGCAAUGAUCCCUCGACAAUUCACAAAGAUCAUCUCCCAGACAUCAACGAGAAGGGGAUGUGUCUAGGCUACGCAAUCUCGCAUGAGUCGUUUACAUGGGCCGUACGACAGGAGCCUGGUGUGGUCCAGGCAUUCGAGAAGGUCUACGACACAGAGGAUCUGAUUGUAUCUUUUGACUCGGUUAACAUCGGCUUCCCAAAUCGGAAAGAUGUCAAGCCCAACUCUCCCUGGCCGCAUCAGGAUCAAGAUCCCGAAAAGCCCGGAUUUCGUUGCUUGCAAGGUCUUGUCAAUCUGUUGCCAAACGGACCCAAGGAUGGAGGUUUAAUCGUCUGCAAGGGCGCGCAUUUACUCAGUGAAGAGUUCCAUGCUAACUUCAAGGAGGAGGAGAGAAUUUGGUCAUGGACAUCUGAAUGGUAUGGUUUUACCAAAGCCGGACAAGCUUGGUUGAAGGACCGCGGUUGUGAAUGGGUCAAGGUAGAAGCUGAGCCUGGUGACCUGCUUCUUUGGGACUCACGCACCCCUCACUACAAUGUUUCAUCUGAGACCUCGCAGGAUCGGUUCUGUGUUUACACUUGCUUUAUGCCCGUUGCAGAUGCAUCGAAAGAACAACUUGAGACCAAGAAGAUGGCCUUUGAAGAAACCAAAAUGACUACCCACUGGCCAAACGCAAUGCAUGUCGUGGAUCUGCCUGUUUACAGAAAUGGCGAGCUGGAUCCUCACAAUCGCUCGAAGCCUCGUCAUCCUGUUCAGCUUUCCGAGCGUGGAUUUAAAUUGACCGGUAUUCCAUAUCUCGAGCAAAGGGCCUGA